UUGCUUGCACGUUAGACGUAGUUUUGGGAUUUGUUCUAUUACCCCAAAAACAGGAAUCUUGAGGAGAGGAAUAAUACACUUUGCGUGAUUCAAAAUUUGUCCGAAAACCUGACAAGUUCAGAAAUCAGAAUCCAUCCCGAAUUGAUUCAAUUUGAAGAUGCCAAAUAUCAAGACCCGAACGACAUGAGUGUGUAUAGAGUAUCUCGGAGCGAGCAGAAGUUCAUUUCCAGAACAACACGUGUCAAGUGUCAAUUAUGUCAAAUGUCUACUGAUUAGAAAUUUCCCACAAUCCUCCACGACCUCCCUCAAACACAAAUUUCCCCAUAACCUAAUUUGUGGUUUGUGGUAGCAAGCAUUUUUGUUGUAUGAAUUGAAUAAAAUUAUUGUAUUUAUUUCUCCUCUUUCGAUUGAUUCCGUGUAAAAAUUAAUAAGAGAAAUGGCCGGCCCACCCAAAAAACCCAAAAAAAUCGAAAAACCAACAGAAUCCGGCGACGAGUCUAUGAGCGAAGAAGAAAACGAAAUUCAAACGGAGACGGAGAUUCAAGCAAAUUUCGAUGGUCGCUUUUUAGGAGCCGAACACUAUCACGGAAUAAAACGACUUUUAUUGCAACUAUUUCUAAAAGCCGACAUUGAUCUUGGUCAAAUCACUGAUUUAUUAAUCGGACAAACUGGUAUCGGAUCAGUAUUACAACAAGCUAUUGAAAGUGAUGAUGAUGAUGAAGAAGAAGACAUGGAUGUAGUUGAAGCAACUACUGUUUUCGCUGUAACAAGUAUCCUGAACUUAACAGCCAACAAGGAAACUCCUUGCAUAAAGCAACUGUAUUCAUUGUUGGAAGAAUUAACUGUCCAACAUGCCAGCCAAGAAGCUAAAGAAGGAAUAACAAAAAUACUACAACAAAAUGAUAAAAUCGGCUUCCUCAUUCAUGAAAGAAUUGUAAACAUUCCUGCAAAAAUAUCAGUACCGAUGUUGACUGCUCUGAAUGAAGAGAUUGAAAAAACCAAGAAGAAAAACACCUCCUAUGACUUUGAUUAUUUGAUUAUCAUCAGUAAAACUACAAAACCAAAAAUAGGCCAGAAUGGAGUAGGCGAGACAUUCACCAAUGAAGAAGAACAAUUUUUCCUAAAAAAGGCCGAAUGGACAUUUGACUUUAAUGUAGAGAAAGACUGUGAUUUAGUAGCUGCCGAUUGUUUGCCUGAAGAAGAACAGCUGGUACCCUUUAGACGAAUAUCUGUAUUUAGGGCUAGUGUCUUUAGGAACAUUGUUGACACAAUUACAAAUAUAAUUAAUUGAAUAAAACCAAUAAGUUUGAAAGUAAUUACGAGAUUUAACUUAAUUACAUUCACUUCACAAAAAGAACCUUCAAUUUUCCAGUUCCAGUCUGAUUUCUCAAAAACUACACAAAAUAAAACUUUUCAAUUUGUAGAAUAGAAAGGAGAUUAAGAAAACAAGACUUUAG
Ceutorhynchus assimilis (cabbage seed weevil) is the source of this 1457-nucleotide messenger RNA. Lineage: Eukaryota; Metazoa; Arthropoda; Insecta; Coleoptera; Curculionidae. The record is from the annotation of a GenBank genome assembly.